AUGAGACUGCUCUACUCAUACCAGGAAUCCAACAGCCACUGGGUUCAGCCAAUCAACAGAACAGAAACAACUCCUCGUCACAUCAUCGGGCGCCAACGCCGCCGCCACCGGAGACGCAAAGCCCGGCAGAUGGAGAAGUCUGUCUCUCUCAGCUGUCUCACUGACUCGACCAUGUCCCUCAACAUCAUCACUGUGUCUCUGAACAUGGAGAGGUUUCACUCCCUCGGCGUCAGUGUCGUGGGUCAAAGCGACGAAAGAGGAGACGGAGGAAUUUACGUCGGCUCCAUCAUGAAAGGAGGAGCUGUCGCAGCGGAGGGACGCAUCGAGCCUGGAGACAUGUUACUGCAGGUGAAUGACAUCAACUUUGAAAACAUGUGUAACGACGAUGCUGUUGGAGUCCUGAGAGACGUCGUCCACAAACCAGGUGCAGUGACGUUGACUGUGGCUAAAUGUUGGGAUCCGAACCCUCGGAGCUGCUUCCCGUUGCCGAGAAGUGAACCUGUCCGCCCCAUCGACCCCGCUGCCUGGGUGUCUCACACCGCCGCCAUGACGGGGAAGCUCCUCCCACAUUAUGGCGUCAAUGAAGAACACCACCUCACCAUCCACAGCGACAUCACAGAUGUUGUCAAGGCAAUGACUGAUCCAGAGUCAGGCCUGGAAGUUCGGGACAGGAUGUGGUUGAAGAUCACGAUCCCUAAUGCGUUCAUCGGGUCCGACGUGGUCGACUGGCUCCACGGCAACGUGGAAGGUUUGACUGACCGCCGCGAAACCAGGAAGUACGCAGGGAACUUGCUGAAGGCCGGAUUCAUCAGAAGCACCAUCAACAAGCUCACCUUCUCUGAGCAGUGCUACUACGUGUUCGGAGAUGUCUGCGCUGGUCUGGGUCUGAUGUCUCUACUGGAUCAUGUCUCCAGUCAAGGAGGAGGAUCAGAGUUUGACCCUCCAGGUUCUGGACCCCAGUGGCCUCCAGCCUUCCCCUACCUGUCCCCCAUCCCUCACCCCUACAGCUGUCCGCACCCCCCCCUCCAGCUGCCGGCCUGGGAGGGAGGAAGUCGUCACAGUGAAGGAAGCAGUGAAUCAAGCUGCAGCGAUGGUCUGAAGGAGGGAGGAGCCAGCCAAUCACAGCUUACCAACCACCUCGUCCAGGAGCUCGCCAACGACAACAGGGCCCGGCUACCACUGUCCUCCAUUUCUGGUCUCCAUAGCAACAAAUACUCAAAGGACUCCCCCCCGGCUUCGUCACCGUCUCCUGAUCAAAGACUAAACGUUUCACAGCCCCUCCACCUCGCCGUGGGAAACCCCGGGGAUUACUUUGCAGAUGUAAUCCGAGUCACGGUCAAACGGGAUGGAGCCGGGGACAGCACCGGGGACAGCACCGGGGACAGCACCGGGGGACGGCACCGGGGGACGGCACCGGGGGACGGCACCGGGGGACGUCACCGGGGGGACAGCACCGGGGGGACAGCACCGGGGGACGGCACCGGGGACAGCACCGGGGACAGCACCGGGGACGGCACCGGGGACGGCACCGGGGGACGGCACCGGGGGACGUCACCGGGGGGACAGCACCGGGGGGACGGCACCGGGGGACGGCACCGGGGACAGCACCGGGGGGACAGCACCGGUGUCCUGGAGGACCUGGAGGACAGCACCGGAGGACCACCGUUGUCCUGGAGGACAGCACCGGGGGACAGAGACCGACAGAGACUAAUGGUCAGUGGGGUCCAGACCCUGGAGGGUCACACUCUGAUCCUCCUCCUGGACUGGAGACAUGAUCCAGUAGAGACCCAGACCUGA
Molecule: messenger RNA, 1797 nt
Organism: Limanda limanda (common dab)
Lineage: Eukaryota; Metazoa; Chordata; Actinopteri; Pleuronectiformes; Pleuronectidae
Product: segment polarity protein dishevelled homolog DVL-3
Exons: 12
Coding region: 1-1797 (598 amino acids)
Biological process (GO): intracellular signal transduction; canonical Wnt signaling pathway
Cellular component (GO): cytosol
Molecular function (GO): frizzled binding
Source: RefSeq, a predicted model, not a curated record